UUUCACACAUGCGCAGAUGAAUUUACCGCCGAUCUUUCUCAAGCACUGGAUCUAGAGAAAAACAAGGAAAGAAAUCAUGAUUCGACACAAACUGAGAAAGGGCAUCGUUCGAUCUUCGGUGUUUUUAGCCAGUCAACAUUGGCAAUAUUCUGGAAAUGGGUUUCGUCGUUUGAACCAGCUCCCUGAACAUAUUGUGGAAGAUAUUGGAGAUGGCUCUGGUGUUCCAGAGGUUAUUGUGGAACUGGACCAGUACAGUGCACAAAUGAAUGGGGAAGAUGAUGUGUGCAUGGAAAAUCUAAAGACAUUGUUGGGCAAUCUGAUGAAUUUUGAACCGAGAAGAAGCCAGGAUGAUGCCACUGCAGAUGAAGAGCAAAACAAAUAUGCAGCACAGUUUCUGCAGCAUGGUGGAGUAGAGGUCUUGAUAAGGAUCCUUAUGUUCAACACACUGUUUCCUCAAUCCAGCAAAAAGGCAAAAGUAGGAUAUUGCGAAUCAGAAGUUGUCCUGAGAAUCAAAAGUUUGGUUCUGGAAAUCCUGACAAAGUUCCAUGUCACUUCUAUAGGGGAACAGGUGACGUCCCUUCUGAUGGUGGAUGAUGAGGUCCUGAAUUAUGUGUUCACCCUGCUUGCACACCAGAAAACUUUCAUCAAUGCCUGUCAGCUAAUAGAAGACAUGCUACAGUCCAGGAAAGAAGUCCUUGACCUUCACAGAAUCAAGAAUAUUCGACCUUUGAUACAGUCCCUGUCGGAUCAGCAGCUGGCCAACUUCUGCCGCAUUCUGGCUGUUGCCAUCUCUGAUUUGGAUAUCUAUGAAAACAAAUCUUCCUGUAAGUUUUUAUUUGCACAGAACAAACAAAAGAGAACAAAGGGAUUUGUAAAUGUCCGAGACAUCAACCAAGAGUUACUUCUGGGGAUCCCUGAGCUGCUUCCAAGGCUGGUUAAUUUGGCAGUGUCAAGGGACUACACCCCACGCUACCGAGGGAUGGUCAGUGAACUGGACUGUUGGAUGGAGUGGAUCGAGAACCAGAUGGCCGAGGAAAUGUAUGACAGCCCUUCAUUGGACGACUUCGAAGAUUUUAUUGGAGGAAUCUCUGAGCCCACGACAGCGGGCGGGCCAAUGAACCAACAGCAGGGGCUGAAGAUCACGGAGGAACUGGUACAGAGGGUGGAGGUCGUCUACGUGCUGGGCCUGUUUCUGCUGGGGAAACACCGGAAAAAGGUUCAAAGAAAGUUAGCAGAGUUAAAGCUUGCUCCAGGUCUGAGUGAAUUGUUUGACCAGUUCAUCUGGAAAUGUCAAGUAAGCAGAUACAGUAGCCGCCAUCGUUUACGAGGUCACAAUGCUGCCUGUGAAUGUAGUCCUGAGGUAGCUCUGAAGAUACAAUUUCUUCGACUUGUCCAUAGUUUUUGUGAUCACUCUGACUACAAGCACCUGCUUCUGUCAAAGAAUGAGUUAAAUGAAGUGGUCAGAAUUAACACCAAAGCAGGAUCCUUGGCACUUUCAAAUCUCUCCUCGGUGAACAAACAACUGAUGUGCAAGGGCAGCAAGGGUUUGUUGACAAAGAUUGUGGAGGUGAUGAAGAAGGAACCGACCACAUCAACGUUUCGAUUCUGGCUGGCCAGGGCCGUGGAGAGCUAUCUCAGGGGCAACACAUCUUACUGUGAUCAGGUGUUCCUAAUGAGACGGGGCCUUCUACAGCAUGUAGCAUCCAAUAUCGUGGAACAUGAAAUCAGACACAAGGAAAUUCUACAGAGUAGUUUUGACUUGCUUGGAGAGUUGAUCAAAUUCAAUGUAGAAGCAUUCAAAACUUUUGAGGAAAUUCUUCACACACAACCAAAUUUUGACAAGUUCAUCAACACGGUCAACAGGAAUCUUGUGGACUCCAACAUGUUUAUCCGUAGUCUGGUUCUCUCCCUUGAACACCUGAUGAAUGAGGAAGUGGUGUUUAUGGAUUAUGCCAAGAAGGAGAACAAGUUGUUGAUGUACAUUGGUGACUUCAACCGACAGCUGGACUAUCUGUACAAGCUCAUCAAAAUCAUCAAUGUUCAAAAUCUCACUCAGGAGAAUGUAAGUUGUCUCAACACGACGCUGGUGUUCCUGAUGUUUGCGAAUCGGAAGAACGCCCUGCCUCGCUACCUCCAGGCCCUGCGUGACGAGAAGGAGGACAUGAUGGAAGUCAGCGGCUCCGCCAACCUCCUCCGGAACUUCAGGGAGUUGUUAGUCUUCUGGCAAGACCAUUACCUUCACAAAGACAAAGACUGCAGUGCUCUAGAAAAGAGUUCCAGAAUCAGCUUUGACUACUGGAAGUCCACUGUUUCUACUCUAGUCACAGCCGACAAAAACGAUAAAUGCGGUAUUCUUCACUAUGUUCAGGAACCUAUGAAGUGUGACCGACCUAAUUAAGUAAUUAGUGUGAGAUACUAGCCAAUCAUUCAAGGUUGUUACUGGAUUGACUGCAUGGGCAUUGAAGCCAUUACUGGUUAUGGCUGUUCUUCUUAUAUAAAGGCUCUUAUGCGGGUACUAGGAGCAAAGAGUUGCAUUCUUUCACUUGUGCAAUUACAUACAUGUAUGUUUGAUUUAAACAAGUGCAAUGACUUUGUAAAACAGACAUCCUAAUGGAAGCAAGUGCAAUAUUCAGACCACACGAUGGUGCAAAACGAGUGUAGCUGGUCCUCCUCGGUCAAAACUAAGGAACCAGUUUAUAAGUGAAGUGGACAACAGUCAUUAUUUUAUGCCAUUACUAGCCACUUGCUGGUGAAACACUAAGUUGUGGCAAUCUGUGUUAUAACAAUGGAAUAAUUCUUCUUUUUUUGUCACGGAUUGAAUAUGGCAUGAGCUGAGACAAGGCAAAAACAAAAACAGGCUUUGUGUCAUAGUAUUGUGUUCAUUUUCUCUUCAUAUUUUGACUUGUGUCCAUACUGGGCAACUUCUCCCAUGACAAAACAGAGGAAUUUCCAGUUACAUUUCUUUUGGUUUUUGAUAUGGAGGAAAAGGCAUUCAGUGCUGGAGUUUUAAAUUGUUUUUAACAUUGAUCAUCUGUAUUUUGUUUGACAUUGAGAAUGUGAGGUUCUCAAAAAAAUUGUUGUCACCUGUGUAUUAUAUAAUUUAUUCACACCUGUAUUUAUAUUGUUCUGCACGUUAUGUAUUUUUGUGAAUCGGAGUGAGAAUUGCAUCAAAUUUAAAAUAUUUAUUGUGUGAGUGAAAUUGUGUAAGCAAGUAGAAUUGAUUGAGUAUUGAAGGAGUACAUAUGUAUACAGACAGAGUUCAUCAGAGCAACAUUAUAAGACUGUGUUUGUAAUUUGUGUUAUUUCUUUUUAUGAAUUUCUAUUUUAACAUCUUACCAAAAUCAAUGGGAAAGGUCUUUUAUUUUGAACAUUACAUAAUUCAUUGCAUAUCUUUGAUAAUGGGAUUUCUUAAUAGAAAGUAGAGUUUGUUGACAAGCAAAUGCAAUGAUUGAAGCCAAAAAAUCAAAUAUUUUAUGUUGCUGGAACAAUGUGAUGAUUUAUACGGCUUUUAUUAAUUUUGUCCGUCCAUAAUUUGUUUGAUUUUGAAUCUUACUUUCAUUUUCCAUUUACGCAUUAUUUGUGUGAAGUUUUCCCCACAUAUUGUCAUCAGUUUUUGUGCCAAAAGCAAGAAAUCUCCAGUGAAUGUGUAUCUAUAGACAUGUCAGCCCAAGGCUUUGUGUGAGGAGUGAGGCAUUCUGAGAGUGAAUGAAGUUUGUAAUUGACUCUGUAGAUAGAUUGGGCUUUGAAUGAGGAAAGGAAGCAACAUGCAUCGCAUGCAGGGUUUUCAUAUUUUAUGUUUUACUUUUCAGCCUUGAUGGUAAUUGAUUUUGGCCCCUUUCUAUAAGAUUGAAUUUUUAUGAUUAAUAUAAUUUACGUUGUUUGAGUCGUUUGCAAUAACUUUAAUGAAUUUAUAUCUAGAUUGAAGCUCAUUGAUUAUUUCACCCUAUCAUCAGUGAUCAUAUCACGCAUAUUACCUACCAUUCCGUCAUGUGUGGGAGGGGCCUGUUAUAAGGUGUGAUCUCAGGUAACUGAAGGAGCCAGUAAGUAACUGUAUCUUUGAUAGAUUAUUAGCUUCAGUCAGGAGUUUUCUGUAGUUGUUUUUGUUAUGUCACUUUGAAAUCACUUACGAACAAAAACAAAUGAUGUUUUGCAUUGUGCUUGUUUAUUAAAGAUUUAAAUUUUCAAUUGAUGAAAUUUAGAAAUCAGUUGUAACAUAGGAAAAUUACUUCCGUUUGUGACUAGUUUUCCAGUUUGAGAAAAAAGAUUGUAUCUGAUAGCCAUCAAAUAAUUUGAAUUAAUGAAGGUUUAUGAUUUGUCCCUACUUUGUCUAAUCUUAUCAGACACUUAAUUUUAAAGCUUCGUUUUUUUAAAUUGUGUUUCUACAAAUAUUCAGUUGAAAUAAAAAUGAUAUUUUAGUCAAGUACAGUAUCUAUAUAAAUUUUGCAUUCAUUGACUUAAGAUUCAAUAGAUUGAAAUUCCUUGGUACGUCAUUUGUGUUUUGAGACCCCUUAUAUCAUUUAUGACUGGUCUUUGUUUUAUUCAUCUGGAGAAAAUUAAUUGCAAACAUUCAUGUGUUACUUUAUGAACAUGUUGUAAACACUCUUGAAAAGUAUUCUUUAUUUUUUGCAAAUCCAAAUAUUUAUCGCAUCUGUACCCAUUGAUUGAAACGAAAUGUAUUUGAAGGAUAAAAAUAAGAUGUGAAUGAAAGUGUUGAUGCUUUUUAAUGCUGGUGCGCCUAAUAUAAUUCAACCCCAUUUGUAUUCAGCAGCAUAAUCUUCGAAAAUGUUUUCAUGUCUUGUGUGAUGUGAAAAAAGGAUGUCAUGUUGAACUGAGAAGCGUGACUUUGACGCCCUGUAUAAGUAGAGUCGCGGCGACCGAAUCCUUCUCGGUGCCGGUUUAUGUCAAUGUGAUCUGAUACAAGAAGGCAACACAAGCAUGUCAAGCAGUGACUGCUUUCUUCUUUCAUUUGUAUUGUUUUUAAUGGUAAGAAUGUACUUUUUGUAAAUAAAAUAUUUAUUGUUAACAAUUA
Messenger RNA from Magallana angulata, 5029 nucleotides. RefSeq names its product short transient receptor potential channel 4-associated protein-like. Gene Ontology annotation, molecular function: phosphatase binding. The transcript is spliced from 23 exons. Gene Ontology annotation, biological process: ubiquitin-dependent protein catabolic process. The record is from RefSeq and is a predicted model, not a curated record. The coding region runs from base 77 to 2398 and encodes 773 amino acids. NCBI's taxonomy places the organism in Eukaryota, Metazoa, Mollusca, Bivalvia, Ostreida, Ostreidae. Gene Ontology annotation, cellular component: Cul4A-RING E3 ubiquitin ligase complex.